AUGAUUUUCCCCUCCUUUUCACUCUCCAUCAUUCUCGCACUCCUCACCCUCAGUGCCGCUCUCCCACAAUCUUCCACAGACACCAACCUCACCAGUAACCCCGGAUCUUGGCACCGUCUCCCAUCCAUCCCCCUCUAUCCCCGUCAAGAACACACAACCGUGUAUCUAGACCCCUACAUCUACAUUCUCGGCGGUAUCAUCCCGUCCAACUCCAUCAGCGACCCGUAUCCCACCACAACCCUCAUGCAGCGCUUCUCCCUCGCCACCAAUACCUGGACCCGCGCGGCCGAUCUUCCGCUCCCCCUCAACCACGCCAACGCCGCCAUCCUCAACGGCGCCAUCUAUCUCCUUGGCGGGCUCACCCCUGACUCCGCCGGCAUCUGGCUCGCCAACCGCUCCUGUUACCGCUACGAUCCCAGCAGCGAUACCUGGACCCAACUAUUCACCUCUUUUCCCUCCGGUCUCCAAAUCGGCGCUGCAGCCGUCGCCCGCCGCGGCAACACCAUCUAUCUCGCGGGCGGCCUCACCUAUCUCAAUCUCUCCGAAACCUACCAACCCAGCGUCUCGUAUUUCACAGCGUACACCGCCGGCUUCGAGACGUGGACUUCUCUUCCUGCGCUCCCGGAGCCGAGAGAUCAUGCGGGAAAAGGGUUUAUUGGGGAUAAUGGCCCGUUUUAUGUUAUUGGAGGAAGGAAAUUUGGACAUGAUAAUGUGGUGGGAACUAAUUACAUGUAUGAUUUUCAGGAGGGGGAGUGGAGUGAGAAAAAGAGGAUGUUGACCCCGAGAGGGGGAGUGGCGAGUGCGGUGGUGGGAGAGAGGAUUUUUGUUAUUGGCGGGGAGGGAAAUCCGGAGAGUGGGAGUGGAGUUUUUGAAGAGAAUGAGGCGUAUGAUACAGGGAGGAAUCAGUGGAGGAGAUAUGCACCGAUGGAUGUUCCGAGGCACGGCACAUCCGCAGUAGCCGUCGGAAACCGAAUCUACGUUCCCGGUGGAGGAUUGACCGAAGGGGGAGACCCCACAGAUUACUUUAGUUAUUUUGAGGUUCCUUAUUAG
This is a messenger RNA of Botrytis byssoidea, 1050 nucleotides long. RefSeq lists its product as uncharacterized. Gene Ontology annotation, molecular function: protein binding. The record is from RefSeq and is a predicted model, not a curated record. The transcript has 2 exons. The coding region runs from base 1 to 1050 and encodes 349 amino acids. NCBI's taxonomy places the organism in Eukaryota, Fungi, Ascomycota, Leotiomycetes, Helotiales, Sclerotiniaceae.